GCGACAGCAGAGAUCGUGAUCCACCGCUUAUCCCGCUGCUUGGAAGCUCUACACGGCCGUAUGAGACGUUUGUAGAGUCGUAUUUCAGCACAAUCUGGAACCCGCCGCGAUCAGAUACACCAACAGCCGCAUGUCCAACUACGCACGACCGCCUCCCAGACGAGGCGCGUCCGGAGCAUGGAAUCGGCUCAAGCAUGGCGGACCUACCGACCCGUUGGACGUGUAUGGACUUCCCUCUAAGGGAGAGAUGAGAUUGCACGAUUUCAAGGCACAAGAGAGCUACUAUGCCAAGAUUGUCGAGCGUUACAUGAAGUUCUGUGCAUUAUCUGGCGGCGGUGACGGGCUUGAGGCUGCCUUCGCAUCCUUGUCCGUGCGGGAGAAUAAUCCGUUGGCCAACACUGGCAAUGGGGCCAGCAAUAAAAGGCCGCCACUCACACAGCGACCCUCAGAUACAGCUCGUCCCAACGACUUGCCAAAUAUACUACUCGCCAUGCGAAGGCUUCGAGAGGGAAUUCUUGGGUCACGCCGGACUGACCACUUUGCUCAGCGCGCAUACAUGUUCAUCAUCCACGCUAGUAUUCUGACCAAGUCGUGGGAGUCUUACCUCCCGGCUCUACAGUACCUGCUUGGCACAAUACACAAACACACCCCUCUUUCUCUGCCCGAAAUGCAAGAGUUCUCUGGAUACCACAUCCUCGACCUGGCAUGUCGUCAGGAUGAGCUACUGGAAGCAUUCGCGGCACGACUCAGAUUCAAGAAUCGAGAUCGAAGGAUCGCCACUAUCAUCCAUGCACUCGUACACGACGACUGGGUAAGAUACUGGAGGACGAAAAGAGCCGUUGAUGGGUAUCAGCGAGCUAUUAUGGAGUACGCGGUCGAACGCAUGCGCUUGCACGCCUUGAAGUGCUUGGGUAGAGGGUACCUGAACGCCGAUCGCGCCUUUGUCGAGCGUAGUGGCGACGAAGUAUGGGAGGAGCUCGUCAAAAGUGGUGUGGGCUGGCAGCUGCAAGACAGCGGCAACGUGGUGAUUCGGAAGCCUAAGCCGAAGUGAGGUCGAUUCCAGCAUUACUGUACAGAAGCGUGCACCCCGAGACACUCCGAUUUAUCACACCCUAUCAUUGGAAAUAUGGCCACCUCCAGCAUCCACCUCGCUUAGCAGCAGCAUCUGGAUUUUUCGCCUCUUGGUUCACGACUUGACGCUGCUCCUCAGAUGGCACCACCAUCGAGCGCAGCAGCAACUUUGGUACUUCAAGAAAAACUGCCUUCCGACCAUACAUCUUCUCCAGUCUUCGCACAGCGUGCUCGACAGAUUCCCGACCAAGCUUCGUGUCACGAUUUUCCGGCCUUGUCAGAGCCGUGAUUUUUCUGUAAUCGGUUCUAUCGUCAAACGCCCGCCCCUUGAUCGCCUUCUGCAAGAUUUUACCAAGCGUCAGCCCCGAAGCAUCUUCAAUCUCUACAUCCGAAGAGAUCUCAACUUUGCCAGGAAUGGCAAUCUUGAAGGCUACUUCAACAAAGGUGGCCUUCGGACU
Messenger RNA from Cercospora beticola, 1529 nucleotides. RefSeq lists its product as uncharacterized. Lineage: Eukaryota; Fungi; Ascomycota; Dothideomycetes; Mycosphaerellales; Mycosphaerellaceae. The record is from RefSeq and is a predicted model, not a curated record.